AUGGCCUGUCUCCAAUACACAACAGUAGGAAGCACCACAAUCCUCACCUCAACAAGCGGUGUCUGGACCCUCAUCUUCGGCGCCCUAAUCGGCGUCGAGCGCUUCACCAUCCGCAAGCUCAUCGGAGUAAUCGCCUCUUUAAUCGGCAUCAUCCUUAUAUCCCGCGUCGACAUGUCACCCCCCAGCAACCCCAGCAAUACCAGCGGAAGCGGAAGCGGCAGCACCUUCCCCUCCAAAACCCCCGGCGAAAUCGCCCUCGGCGACGCAAUGGCCGCAUUCAGCGCCAUCCUAUACGGCGUAUACACCAUCGUGCUGAAAAAGCAAGUGGGAGACGAAUCCCGCGUCAACAUGCAACUAUUCUUCGGCUUAGUAGGACUAUUCAACACGGUCCUCCUCUGGCCGGGCUUCAUUAUUCUUCACGUCCUCGGUAUAGAAACUGUCGGAAUGCCUGAUACGGGGAGAGUCUGGACGAUUAUCUUGGUAAACGCCCUCGCCUCCCUCGCCUCCGACAUCGCCUGGGCCUACGCAAUGCUCCUCACCACGCCACUAGUAGUAACCGUGGGAUUGAGUCUGACGAUCCCGCUCUCGCUCGUGGGCCAGAUCGUGCUGCAGGGACAGUAUGCGAGCGGGUUGUACUGGGCUGGGGCUACGGUGGUGUUUUUGUCGUUCUUGGUGGUUAAUCAGGAGAGUCGCGAGGUGGAUGGGGAGGGGCCUGUGGUGGUGGUGGUUGGCAGGGGAGGGGCUGGGGCGGAGACUAGUGCUGGGUAUGAGGCUAUUCCUGGGGAUGGUGGUAAUGAGUUGGGAAGGGAUAGGUGA
Molecule: messenger RNA, 816 nt
Organism: Aspergillus luchuensis
Lineage: Eukaryota; Fungi; Ascomycota; Eurotiomycetes; Eurotiales; Aspergillaceae
Product: DMT family transporter
Exons: 3
Coding region: 1-816 (271 amino acids)
Biological process (GO): regulation of peptide transport
Cellular component (GO): membrane
Source: RefSeq, a predicted model, not a curated record